AUGGAAGCUGUACUGGGUCUUGGCGACCAGGGCCGGGCUGCCGGAGCGGAGGGGGCAGCCUCCGUCGCCUCGCAAGGGGGGCGGCGAAGGUCCCCCCAUCGACGCACGGGGACACGACCAUUCGGAGGAACAGGCGGCGAUAGCGCCAUAAUAAUGCAAGAGCUGCGCCACCGAGUCCAGAACCUGGAGCGGCAGCUUGCCGACAGGGAGCGGGACGGACGCUCUACCGAUCCGAGCUAUACCCCGUCUCCCGGAAGCGAGGAGGAAGACUCUUACCGAAGCCGCCCGCGGACGGAGGCAGAGAGUUCGCGGGAGGAGUCACCCAUAAUGAGGAGACGAAAUGACACGAUCAUCUACUCCCGAGGCAGACCGACCCAUCGAGCGACAAGAGGUCGCGAAGACGGAAGAACACGACAACCUGUGAUAAUGGGCGCCACCUCGUUCCACCGAUCUAUCCUCGAGGUCCGGCUGCCGAGACACUUCGACAAGCCAACGGACAUGAGGUACGACGGAACUCAAGACCCUCUAGAACACCUGACGGCCUUCGAGGCCAGAAUGAAUCUAGAGGGAGUAGGCGACGAAGUGAGAUGCCGUGCCUUCCCGGUGACCUUAGCAGGACCAGCGAUCAAAUGGUUUAACGGCCUCCCUCAAGGUUCUAUCUACAAUUUCUCAGACAUCAGCCGCGCAUUCCUGGCUCAAUUCACAACGCGAAUAGCAAAGGCCAAGCAUCCUAUCAACCUUCUCGGGGUAACCCAAAGACAGGGAGAGCCGACCAGGAGGUACUUAGAUCGGUUCAACGAUGAAUGCUUGGAAAUCGACGGCUUAACCGAUUCGGUGGCCAGUCUUUGCCUGACGAACGGCCUCCUUAACGAGAACUUCCGAAAGCACCUUACAACGAAAUCGGUUUGGACGAUGCAUGAAAUCCAAACAGUGGCCAAAGAAUACAUAAACGAUGAAGAAGUCAGCCGAGUCGUGGCUGCCAAUAAGCGGCAGUCUGGUUACGGCCAGGCUCGUCAGUUCGGUGGCGAUGGGGAGAGGGCGAAAGAAAAGGCCAGGGAGGAGGCGCCAAACAAAGCACCUAGACCGUUCCCUCGAGUGGGGAAAUUUACUAACUACACUCCACUCACCCUCCCCAUCAUGGAAGUCUACCAACAAAUUGCGGAGAAAGGAAUUCUCCCGAAGCCCCGACCACUCAAGGACCGCACAGGCGGAAACAAGAACCUUUAUUGUGAUUACCAUAAGGGAUAUGGCCACCAAACGCAGGACUGUUUCGACUUGAAGGAUGCAUUAGAGCAAGCGAUAAGGGAAGGAAAGCUGGCAGCGUUCUCCCAUCUCAUCAGGGAGCCGAGAAGGCGUUAUCGCGACCAGGACGAGGAAGGCAAGACACGCCCGGUCAAGCGGCGACAAGAGCCUGAAGACAGAGACCACGGCCUCACGGUGAUAAACGUGGUAACGGCAAAGAACACUGCACCAAAAUCCCGGUCGGCACACAAGAAAGACGCCAAGGUUCUGGCGAUCUCAUCUUCACCAGUGCAAAGUACCAAAAAACCCCCGUCCAUUUCUUUCGGCCCAGAAGAUCAAUGGUUCAGCGACGCCCCGGAAAACCCUCCCAUGGUCAUCACGGCCAGAGUAGGAACCGGCCUCGUCAAACGGAUCCUUGUCGACACUGGGGCCGACUCAAACAUCAUGUUCCGAAACGUGUUCGACGCACUGGGGCUGAAGGAUGCCGACCUGACGACCCACCAGCACGGGGUUAUCGGGUUAGGCGACCACUUCAUCAAACCAGACGGAGUCAUUUCCCUACCGAUCUCGGUAGGAUAG
Arachis stenosperma is the source of this 1821-nucleotide messenger RNA. RefSeq lists its product as uncharacterized. Lineage: Eukaryota; Viridiplantae; Streptophyta; Magnoliopsida; Fabales; Fabaceae. Gene Ontology annotation, biological process: proteolysis. The transcript has a single exon. The record is from RefSeq and is a predicted model, not a curated record. The coding region runs from base 1 to 1821 and encodes 606 amino acids. Gene Ontology annotation, molecular function: aspartic-type endopeptidase activity.